AUGCAGUGCUAUGCUGCGGUGAAACAAGAUGAAACAGCAGGAGACGACGGGCUCAAGACGAGUGCUGCAACUGAUGUCAGCAACAACCAAGACAUGUUCGUCCAGUCGCCUCUUUACAGUUCCAGCGGCCGGCAACGGGCCAGCCAUACGAGAAGGAACGUAUCGCCGCACAUAUACACGACUUUCCCGCAUGCCAGCAGCGAGUUGAACAUUGACAAAGAGAAUUGGUACCAGAACAACGUCAUCCUGCAGCAAGACCGCAGCAGUCAAAGGAGGCCUCUUGCCGCGCUCACCCUCCAUGAAGUGAACCCUGCUAUGUGCAGCAUGGAGGUUGUGAAGCCUGUCCUGAUGCACCAGCAGCAUUGCGACAGCUGGAGCAUGGCAGCAGAGAGCAUCUACAGCACUCAGCUCUCCGCGUGCGCAAAGGAAGAGGAGCUUCACAUGGCUCUGCCAUCCUACGAAAGGGAGAACCCGCAAGGGUGUGCGGGGGUGGGGGCAGGAAACAUCUCGACGGACAGGACGGUUAUCAUCAGCUGUAACCCCAGCACCUUCGUCUCUCCCUUCCAAGGCAGCGAGGGCGUCAAGACAAACCAGCCCUCACGUGGUGCUCAGAAUCAGGGGGAGCCGGCGAAGCUGCGAGAGGGCUGGCUGCUCAAGAAAUGCUCGUCGGGAGCUUUCAAGAGGCGCUGGUGUGCGGUAGACCAGAAUGAGAUCCUGUACAACCGUGGCAAGUCGAACUUGCGGAACAUCAUCAAGUGCAGGAUCGCUCUCAUGGAGGUGAAGGACAUUUCGAUGUCCCGGGAACAGCAGGUUCUCACCAUCAACAUCGAGACUGAGCGGAGGAGGUUCGUCUUCGGGAGCUCCGACACCCCCACCAUCUUCGAGUGGCUCAAGUCGCUGCAUGCGGCAUGGACGAUGAGCCUUGCUCGACGAGGCAAGUGUCCAGCAGCGGGAGAGGGGCUGGACUGCUGCUGGGAGUGUCAACCAGGUCAAGAGCGGAUUCCAUCGUCACAAGUUGUCAAGGUUUAUCUUUAG
Molecule: messenger RNA, 1035 nt
Organism: Guillardia theta CCMP2712
Lineage: Eukaryota; Cryptophyceae; Pyrenomonadales; Geminigeraceae
Exons: 3
Coding region: 1-1035 (344 amino acids)
Source: RefSeq, a predicted model, not a curated record